AUCCUGGUGGACUCAGUUUCCCAGCCUGCCUUGCAGUAUGAGAGUGUGGUGGUAAACGACGGCAGCCCCAUCCUCAGAGACCUGGUGUUCAGUCCAGACCACCGACACAUCUACACCCUGACCGACCAGCAGGUGAGCAGAGUGCCAGUGGAGAACUGUGAACAGUAUAACCUCUGCAGCUCCUGUCUGGGUUCUGGAGAUCCUCACUGUGGCUGGUGUGUCCUGCACAACCUGUGCUCCAGGAGAGACUCUUGUCAGCGGGCUGAGGAGCCACAGAGGUUUGCCUCCAGGGUGGAGCAGUGUGUCCGCCUCUCCGUCCAGCCUGCCAACGUGUCUGUCACCAUGUCUGAAGUCCAGUUGGUGCUGCAGACCCAGAAUGUUCCUAACCUCUCAGCGGGGGUGAACUGCUCUUCCAGGACUUCACAGAGACGGAGGGUCAGGUGUUUGGGGGGCGCGUGUACUGCCUGUCCCCCCAGCAUCCGGGAUGUGGCCCCCUUCACCAGGGACCACGGUGAUAAGCGUGUGGUGAAGCAGUAAUCUGAAGUCUAAGGAGACAGGGAUGAAGUUCGCUAGUGUGGACUUUGUCUCUACAACUGCACCGUGCACCAGUCGUG
This is a messenger RNA of Osmerus eperlanus (European smelt), 614 nucleotides long. Its product is annotated as plexin-A1-like. Lineage: Eukaryota; Metazoa; Chordata; Actinopteri; Osmeriformes; Osmeridae. The transcript has 5 exons. The record is from RefSeq and is a predicted model, not a curated record. The annotation marks the transcript as partial. Gene Ontology annotation, biological process: semaphorin-plexin signaling pathway involved in axon guidance; regulation of cell migration; regulation of cell shape. Gene Ontology annotation, cellular component: semaphorin receptor complex; plasma membrane. Gene Ontology annotation, molecular function: protein binding; semaphorin receptor activity.